This is a messenger RNA of Pogoniulus pusillus (Red-fronted tinkerbird), 1193 nucleotides long. It is a transcript of the gene GLTP, whose product is annotated as glycolipid transfer protein. Gene Ontology annotation, molecular function: lipid transfer activity. The transcript has 5 exons. The coding region runs from base 129 to 761 and encodes 210 amino acids. The record is from RefSeq and is a predicted model, not a curated record. Gene Ontology annotation, cellular component: cytoplasm. Gene Ontology annotation, biological process: intermembrane lipid transfer; ER to Golgi ceramide transport. NCBI's taxonomy places the organism in Eukaryota, Metazoa, Chordata, Aves, Piciformes, Lybiidae.
GGGAGCGGCGUGGGCGGGGCGGGGCCGGGUGGUGCGGCGGGGCCGCUGCCGCUCUGCUUCCCGGUGCGGCUCCCGGUGCGCUUCCCGGGGCCCGAGCAGCACAGGGCCGGGCCGGGCCGGAGAGGGUCAUGGCGCUGUUGCUGGAGCACGAGUUCAAGCCGCUGCCCGCUGACAAGCAGAUAGAGACGCUGCCCUUCCUAGAGGCCGUGGCGCACCUGCCGCCCUUCUUCGAUUGCCUAGGGACUCCCAUUGUCUACUCGCCAGUCAAAGCUGACCUGACUGGAAAUAUCAAGAAAAUCCGGGCAGUUUAUGACUCCAACCCCACCAAGUUCAAAACCCUGCAGAACAUCCUGGAGGUGGAGAAGGAGAUUCACGGUUCAGCAUGGCCCAAGAUUGGUGCAACACUGGCAUUGAUGUGGUUGAAAAGGGGCUUGAAGUUCAUGCUGGUGUUGCUGCAGAGCAUCUCUGACGGCGAGCGGGAUGAGGAGCAUCCCAACCUCAUCCGUGUGAAUGCCAUGAAGGCUUAUGAGAUUGCACUGAAGAAGUACCAUGGCUGGAUGCUGCAGAAGCUCUUCACGGGCUCAGUCUACGCUCUUCCAUACAAAUCUGAUUUGCUGAAGGCGCUGGAGAAGGGGAAGGAGGUCAAAGAGGAGGAGAGCAUUGAGAAGAUCCACCAGUUCCUCUCAAGGGUCACCCCCAUCCUGGAUGCCAUUUACGAGAUGUACACGAAGAUGAAUGCAGAGCUGAGCUACAAAGCCUAGACCAUAAUAGUUCCUAUUUUUGCUAAGAAUAUGGCAAUAAACUGGUGGUGGCAUCGUAGGAUUGCCCAACAUUUUGUACUAAAGAAGCACUAUAAGAGUUUUGGGUCCUGACCACCAGCUGUGGCACAUGUGGCUGGUGGCACCAUCCCACCUUGGCUGUACCCUGACUCUCAGACCCCACCCGAUGGGCACCCAGUGAAGAGCUUCCCAAAUGAUGCUGGUGAUGGAGGAGCUGAUGACUACCCUUGGGGGACCCCAAGGUGGGACUGAACCCCCUCAGCUGGGAAUCCCCCACGCUGGCUGAAGCUGAGGGACUGUCCCCAACGUGGUGUUGGUGGGAACAUGUGGUGCCUUAUGAACCUGCAGCCUUAUGGCACCGCUGAGCCCCAGGCCGGCGCGGAGCUGACUUAAUAAAAGCUGACGGUAACCUCA